Molecule: messenger RNA, 5346 nt
Organism: Maniola jurtina (meadow brown)
Lineage: Eukaryota; Metazoa; Arthropoda; Insecta; Lepidoptera; Nymphalidae
Gene: aub
Product: piwi-like protein Siwi
Exons: 18
Coding region: 102-2792 (896 amino acids)
Biological process (GO): regulatory ncRNA-mediated gene silencing
Cellular component (GO): P granule
Molecular function (GO): protein binding; piRNA binding
Source: RefSeq, a predicted model, not a curated record
GUAAGUGGAAACACUGACAUGACAAAAUUGUUAAUAAUUUUUUCAUUCUUUUUUUUCCACGGGCGUUCGUCGAACUAAGUGGUUAAAGUUGUGAGAAGAAAAUGUCUGAUCGUGGAAGAGGUCGGUCACGUGGACGUGCAGGGAGAGGGGAAGGUACUGGACCUCCACCUAGACGUCCUGGGGAGCAACUAGGGGCUUCUCAGCAGCAGCAAGCAGCCCCUUUGGGACCACGGCCCCAGCCUCCGUCAGCAUGGGGUCCGCCCUCCAGUGCUCCGCCUGUAAGGGCCACCAUUCCGACUCCUGCAGCUGGACGAGCCUCGCACAGAACGACUGCCGUCUCAAGUCAUCCGGGAGAUGUAGAAGCUGUUCAGGAACAUAUAAGAACAAUGGCUAUUGCUCCAUCGCCAGCUGCAGGUGACCCUGGAGCGGUCACUGGACGCGGUGCCCGGCGCGGUGGGGGUAGAGUCCUGCCGGAACAAACUAUGAUUAUACGAACAAGACCUGCCACUGUUACUUCAAAAAAAGGUUCGUUUGGAAAACCGCUCGACUUAAGCGCCAACUACUUUACAGUAAAAACCACGCCUCAGUGGUCUCUUUACCAGUACCAUGUGGAUAUUUCACCAGAGGAGGAUCGUACGUUCAUUCGCAAAGCUCUGAUGCGUGUGCAUCAAAAGACCUUUGGCGGAUAUCUAUUUGAUGGCACUGUGCUGUACACAGUCAAAAAGCUGCAUCCAGAUCCACUAGAGCUAUACUCUGACCGCAAAAACGAUGGAGAACGAAUGCGGAUACUCAUAAAGCUCACAUGUCAAGUGAGUCCUGGUGAUUACCAUUACCUUCAAGUAUUCAACAUUCUGAUCAGAAAAUGUUUCAGCCUGCUUAACUUGAGCCUAAUGGGCAGGGACUUUUUUGACUCCAAUGCAAAGAUUGAUAUUCCGGAGUAUAAACUGCAAAUAUGGCCUGGAUACAAGGCCACCAUCAAUCAGUAUGAAGACAGAUUGCUUAUGGUGACUGAAAUUGCCCAUAAAGUAUUACGUUUGGAUACGGUCCUUCAGAUGUUGCGAGAGUACAGCAACUCAAAAGGCGGAGAUUAUAAGCGCAUAUUUACCGAAGACAUCGCAUCCAAAAUUGUGAUGACUGACUAUAAUAAAAAGACUUACAGAAUCGACGACAUUUCUUGGAAGGACAGCCCACUAUCAACAUUUCAAAUGCGCGGAGAAACUGUAACCUAUAUGGAUUACUAUAAAAAGAAAUAUAACAUUAACAUCACGGACACUAAGCAGCCUUUGCUGAUUUCGCGAUCCAAACCUCGAGACAUCCGGGCUGGUAUGCCAGAGCUUGUAUACCUUGUGCCGGAGCUCUGUCGUCAAACUGGUCUGUCAGACAAUAUGCGUGCUGACUUCCAACUAAUGCGCAGUUUGGAUGUCCACACUAAGAUCGGGCCCAGCAUCCGCAUACAGAAGCUGUUGAAUUUUAAUCGACGCCUUACGCAGACAAAGGAAGUCGUUGAAGAACUAGCUAGUUGGUCGAUGACACUGGACAGUGAAUUGGUACGAAUCAAAGGACGCCAAUUACCUGCAGAGAAUAUAAUUCAGGGUGGUAACAGUAAAUACCCCGCAGGGGAUACUAAUGAAGGCUGGACCCGAGAUAUGAGGUCCAAGAAUUUAUACACCCUCGCGCAAUUACCCUCAUGGGUCGUGAUAACGCCAGAGCGUCAACGCAGAGACGCAGAGAGCUUUGUUGAUUUGAUAAUGAAAACUGGCAAUGGUGUUGGCUUCAGAAUGCCAAGACCAGAAAUUGUUACAAUACAACGAGAUGGUUCGAUAGAUUACGCAAACAUGUGCGAAAAUGUCAUCGCGAGGAAGAAUCCAGCAAUGUUGCUGGUUACCCUGCUAAGGAAUAACCCAGACAAGUAUGGUGCCAUUAAGAAAAAAUGCACAGUAGACCGCGCAGUGCCUACUCAAGUUGUGUGCGGUCGAAAUAUGACUAGCAAGUCUGCUAUGUCGAUCGCAACAAAAGUAGCGAUCCAGAUUAAUUGCAAGCUCGGUGGUUCACCGUGGACGGUUGAAAUCCCGCUGCCCACGCUGAUGGUGGUGGGCUACGACGUAUGUCACGACACACGCAGCAAGGAGAAGAGCUUCGGUGCCUUCGUGGCCACGCUGGAUCGGCAGAUGACACAAUACUAUAGUAGCGUUAACGCACACACCUCGGGUGAAGAACUCAGCGCCCACAUGGGCUUCAACAUUGCGUGCGCCGUCAAGAAGUACCGUGAGAGGAACGGCGUAUUACCCGGCCGCAUUUUCAUUUAUCGAGAUGGAGUUGGUGAUGGACAAAUUCCAUAUGUGCUCAGUCAUGAGGUGGCUGAGAUUAAAGAGAAGUUGACUGAACAAUAUGGCGGUGUAGAGGUCAAGAUGGCGUUCAUUAUCGUGUCGAAGCGCAUCAACACGCGCGUAUUCAUCGACACCGGCCGCUCCGGCGAGAACCCGCGCCCCGGAACCGUCAUCGAUGACGUCAUCACCUUGCCAGAAAGAUACGACUUCUACCUAGUGUCGCAAAAUGUUCGCGAUGGGACAAUUGCGCCCACUUCAUACAAUGUCAUAUAUGAUACAUCCGGCUUGGAUCCUGAUAGGAUCCAGCGCCUGACAUACAAGCUGACGCACAUGUACUUCAACUGCUCGACGCAGGUGCGCGUGCCGUCCGUGUGUCAGUACGCGCACAAGCUUGCCUUCCUCGCCGCCAACAGCCUGCACGUGGCGCCGCACUACUCGCUCAGCGAGACGCUGUACUUCCUGUAAACAGCUCUGCGUUCACGAGACCACGUUCACACAGUAUUUGCACAGCACGUUUUCGGUAUACGCAUUCGGUAAGAUUUAUUCUGAAAUCUUACUGAAUGCUCAGUGGCGCAUAUAUUGAGGCUGAGAUCUAUAGAGCGUAGAUUAAAACAACAUUUUUCCCCUGUUUUUACGUGUUAUACAGUUUUAAAUGUGUAAACGGUUUUACUCUCAGUUUAUGCGGCCACUACGUAUUCGACAAGAUUUAACCUGCAAACAAAAACGUGCGGUGUAAAUGCCGCGUGAGUAGUCUGAUAGUUGGUGAGAUAUUACCUCAGUCAUUUUUGCGCCAUACACGCCGAAGAAGUUUUUAACAUUUAUCUAUUUUUGUUAGCCCUGUGGUUGUUUAGGUCUAAAGCACAUCUACAGAGUGCCAGGGGUAGUUUUUUUUAUUUAUAACAACUUUAACAAAAUAAAACUCCUAGGAGGCUCAAAAAGCUCUUCGCACGCAACUGUCACCACUGGUGCUAUGCUCAAGCAAAUAAAACUUCUGUUAUCAAAAAUUCGGCUUCCGCUCUAUUUCGUUGGUGUGCGUUACUCUUAUACAAACAUUAAUGUUGAUCACGACAUAAAAAUGACUGGAGUUAAAUGUUAAGACUUAUAUUUUUGUAAGCUUAGUAUGGACGUAAAAAUGUCGUUGAAAAGAAAUGCUUUAAUCCAGUAUUAAGAAGUUGUUUAAACUCGUGCACAAAAUCUGUGCUGCAAGUCGUGACAUUCAUAGUUGUAAGCUUCUCGACACUGGUUUUUAGGUUAUAAACAAUAGAGCCACCUUUAGAAGUAUAGUUUUUUUUAAGCGCGUUUCGAGUGCAUUUAUUUUUUCUUAGAAUUAUUAUUGUUUAUAAACUUAUGCAUUCGCAUUUCUAUUAAUAUUAGUCAACCCUCUUUUGCAUAAGUUCCUAUGGAAUUUAUAACUAAAUUAUAAUUUUGGUUAUUUUCCCCGAAUCACAGUGAAUGUUACUAACAAGAAACUCAUUUAACUCAUCAUUGGGCAUCCAACAAGAGAUUCCUCUUAUAAUUCAACUUAUAGCCCAUGAUGAAUGAUAAUGUUAAUUAUUUCCUUAGUGGAAAGAUGUCUCAAGACUAGAUCUGUUGAUUAAUAUUCGAUGUUCCUGUGUUAAAAUAUUAAAGACUCAAUGUGGCUAAUUCUGUGGUAUAGUCUCCUAAACUAAACCAAAGACAAGUCCGAAUCUAGUGCUAUCCUUUUCUGCAGGAAGCACUAUGAAAGGGAUAGCAAUAAACCUUUCAUUUUUAUUUAGUUUUGAGAUUGUGUACACCAGAAUUAACCACUAAUUCAAGCUGAUGGUCCAGCUUCAUGGCAUUAUGAUGCAUUUUUCUAGUGGUUAAGAUAAUCUUAAAAUGACUUUGUGAUAAUUCUUUAUGUGAUCUAUAUUUUAAUAGAUCAUAAAAUGUUGUAUUUUGUGUCGAUUUUUUAAAAUCGACAAGUCGUGUCAUAUUAUUAAGUAUAAGUAACAGCGGGCAUAACCUAAAUAAUAAUGUAUUUGUGUGUUUUUGAAGGUCAUUUCACUGUCUUAUUUUUCAUGAGAAUUUACGAUCAUGAAUAAUCUUAAUCUAUUAAUAACUUAAUACUUCCCUAUUGAUCAACUUAUAACUUAAAUAAAAUAAAUAAAAUUUCGUCAAAUGGAUAGUUUUUUUGCUAAAUACUUAGCAGUUUGCUAACACUGAUUAAUGACUCGACUCAAUCCAAACCGAAUUUAAGCUUUUCCGAGCCAUAUUGUAGUUGCGAAAUUUAUAUUCUGUUUUAUACAUAUCUAAAUACCUCUAAAAAAAAAAUACGGAAAUGUUUCGAUUUUUCUUAUGAGAAGUGUAAUUUAGUGAUUGACACAAAAGCACACAAAUCUUAAAACUCCUUUUGCCAUGAUAGGUACUUGUAACAAGUGAAAAUAUUGGCUUAUAAAUGGCCAGAAGUUCGUGUUGGUUGAUCGGUAGAUUUUUGAGUAAAAUUCAGUGGGUUUCAUUCAAUUGACAUGAAAAUCAUCUUUGUAAUUAUUGUAAUAGUUGGUAUUGUGCGACAAUAUCAUUGGGGGGGGGGGGGGGGGGCGUCUUUAGUAUCGAUGUAAAGGUCGAGUCGCAGUCUAUGUAUCCUAUACGUUAAGUACCUAUAAAAUGUGCCCGCAAAAUAUAUGUAAGUUUGGGACUAACUGAACAAACUGAAAACUACUGACCAAUUCCUCUUUGUCGAGGAUGUAUAUGAGGGACCUCGUGCACUAGGCGGCCACGUACAUGGCCAGUAGCAUCCAGGUAAAUAAAGAUGGCCAGUCGUUACAGGGAAGCGCGAGAUGCGUAGUGGUAAUACUUUACCUGGCCGCUGCGGCCAUCCGUGGUCGUGCCCGCGUAAUGGACAACGUUCCUGAACUACACAUUACAUACUUAGGUCAGUUUUUUUUGGCUUGUUGACAGAACCCCGUACUCAAUGUUGAUUUUUAUAAAAGUAGGUACCUACGGUUACUUAAGAAAUUACUUUUGUUACUUUGUAUUCAAUAAAAAUAUUUUUUCUUUA